UUCACAACUUUCGCAGAGUUCUCCGUGAAUUCGGGGAGGUUGAUUCCGAAUGAAAAAAGUUUUCAGAGCGAGUGCUCAAUGUCCAGCUCUGAUGUGGCUGCGUUUAUUAUCAGCGGUAUAUCCGACGAAACGGAAGAGUCAUCCACAAAAAUGCCGCGAUUCCACCGUGGUCGACGUUGUUUUGUCAAAUCCUGCAUGAACUACCAGCGUGAUCUGAGUAGGGAACCAGGAGAAAUCCGCUUUUACUCUGUUCCCGAUGAUCCCGAGGCAAGGGAAGUGUACAAAAGCCUGUGCAGCCGCACUGGGGAAGUCGCCAAAUGCUCCGUGAUAUGUUCGCAGCAUUUCACAGAAAACGAUUUAACAAAAUCUGGGCAUUUAAAAAGGAACGCGCUGCCCAGUCUGAAUCUUAUUACUGAAUUAUGGGAUGUGGACAAGCCGGUACGAAUUGGAAAGAAAUGGAAAGGAAACCUGUGCGCCGUGCAGGGCUGCCGCAGUUACACGGGAGAGCGGCAAAUUAUGAAUCUCCACUUUUUCUACUGCCCCCAGAAAUCCUUGUCCGAGCAGUCGGAUGAAGCGAUGGACUUGUAUAACAAGUGGUUCAUGGCCUGUGGUCGGAAUGACAUUGACCAGUUUUCCAAGUAUCACCGCGUCUGCUCGCUGCAUUUCGAGCCGGAUGACAUCGAUCUCGAUACAAACCGCGCCAAAUUACGGCCAACUGCUUAUCCCACUCGCUUUCUGCCCGGCACUGAGGAAGAAAUGCCUCACGCCAAACUGCUUGAAGAAAGAACAAGGAAUGUGGAAGCGGAUGAGGAGAAAAUUCGGCGAUACCGAUUUGAGAAAGGCUGCAAAGAAACUUGGAAGCACAUUCGAAAUCCGUAUUACAAGCCGCCGGCGCCAACGGACAAUCUGGGAAAUUGGUCCGUUUUCGAGAAGCACGAUGCCUUUAUAACGUUCAGUCGAGUCCGGAAAGGCAACAACUCUCGUUUAAUGUACAGCGCCGUGGUAGAUUUUGUGCGCUUCGAGGAGGACAUGAGCGCCACCCUGUCAUCGGGCAGCCACAACAUCCUGCCGCAGAAAUACAGCGAUUUCCUGGAAGACGGCCGCGCCGCGUCCACUAAAAUGGUGGAGAGCAUGUUCAACUUCGAUUUCCAGUCCUGUGAAGUGGUCCUCGUGAUCCAGUCGGUGCCGCCGCUGAACGUGGUCGAUCAGGCGUUUCUGGUCAGUCUAGGCGACAGUGUGACGCAGGUGACCUUUGAAGACGGCUUGACCACGGUCACGCAGGCUCUGCAAGUGGAUGGCGACAUGGUGGCGGACAGCUCAGCCUCGGAAGCGACACUGGCAGCGCCUUCGGACCACAAUGCAAGCGAUCAGGACAUGAUCGAUGCAUUAACGCCGCUGGAUGAUAUGAGCGCCACACCGGAAGAAUCCGUCACCACCACUGCGGAACUGGAAACGGAGAUCGUGGAGUCCAGUAUUCCGGUGCCACAGGGGAAGAAGCGCGGUCGGAAACCGAUGGCGGUUAUGAGAAACAUCGCGAAGAAAGUUAUAAUUGGGGAUUCAAAGAUCGGCUAGGUGCAAUGGCAUGCGUAACGGUAGUUGCGCACGGUGAUUCUUUGUACACAAUGUUCAUUUUUGGACAUAGCUUUAUAUAAGGACCGUGUGGCGUAUGCCACAUAAAACGAUAAGUCUGCUUCUCCUGAAGGACAAAUUUGUUCGACCAUCAUGUUACUUGUUAGUAAUUGCAAGUGGUGUUCGCCGAAACGAUCUGCUCUUCUUUCCUGGAUUUGGAUUCGGGUUUUCUGUGCAUUUGUUUUAGUUUUUAUACAUUAAAAUUGAGGUUUAAAGAUUUAAAUAAUACAGUUCGUUUUCAGUUGUUUUAAACCUGUUUUCUACCCUUCAACUUUAAUUCCUUAGUCGCUAGUUUACAUUUUCUUUGGAGAAUGAAAGAAAACUUAUCAAAUGGCACGAGUUCGGUUUUUUACACUUGCAAAUAUGAUUUCAUCUUGGUUACUCAUUUCUU
Messenger RNA from Paramacrobiotus metropolitanus, 2020 nucleotides. RefSeq lists its product as uncharacterized. The transcript has 3 exons. NCBI's taxonomy places the organism in Eukaryota, Metazoa, Tardigrada, Eutardigrada, Parachela, Macrobiotidae. Bases 79 to 1572 code for a protein of 497 amino acids. The record is from RefSeq and is a predicted model, not a curated record.